This is a messenger RNA of Falco peregrinus (peregrine falcon), 6237 nucleotides long. It is a transcript of the gene PPME1, whose product is annotated as protein phosphatase methylesterase 1. Bases 319 to 1332 code for a protein of 337 amino acids. Gene Ontology annotation, molecular function: protein methylesterase activity. The transcript has 15 exons. NCBI's taxonomy places the organism in Eukaryota, Metazoa, Chordata, Aves, Falconiformes, Falconidae. The record is from RefSeq and is a predicted model, not a curated record. Gene Ontology annotation, biological process: protein demethylation.
GUUUCGCGGUGUGUCCUUGUGCGUUAGCGCACCCUUCGCCGUCAUGUCGGCUCUGGAGAAGCAGCUGCAUCUGGGCCGUCUCCCGCCGCGGCCCCCGUUGCCCGGUGGCGGCGGCCAGUCUGGCUCCAAGAUGCGUAUGGGUGACGGUGUAGCAGUGCGCUCAGGAACUGGAAGGUCGCCUUUUCUGUUUGUCUACCAGUUCCAGGAGAAAGAGCUGCAUGAGGUCAACUGAAGAAGCCUGAGACUGAUACCAAGUUCUCCAGCCCUGGAAGAAAGCGUGAUUUUUCACCAGUGCUUUGGAGCCAAUACUUUGAAUCUAUGGAGGAUGUCGUGGUAGAAAAUGAAACUGGCAAGGAUACUUUUCGAAUUUACAAAAGCGGAUUGGAGGGGCCUGUCUUACUGCUGUUACACGGUGGAGGCCAUUCUGCUCUUUCCUGGGCUGUAUUUACUUCUGCGAUCAUUAACAGGAUUCAGUGUAGGAUUGUGGCUUUAGAUCUCCGAGGCCAUGGAGAAACAAAAGUUAGGAAUCCUGAAGAUCUGUCAGCAGAGACUAUGUCAAAAGACGUUGGAAACGUGGUUGAAGCUCUGUACGGGGACCUUCCUCCCCCUAUCAUGCUGAUUGGGCACAGCAUGGGGGGGGCCAUUGCAGUGCACACGGCGGUCGCAAAUUUGGUGCCAAGUUUAUUGGGUCUGUGCAUGAUCGAUGUUGUGGAAGGUACAGCCAUGGAUGCGUUGAACAGCAUGCAGAACUUCUUAAGGAGUCGUCCCAAAACGUUCAAGUCACUUGAGAAUGCCAUUGAGUGGAGUGUAAAAAGUGGACAAAUAAGAAAUCUUGAAUCUGCCAGAGUUUCUAUGGUCGGUCAAGUCAAACAGUGUGAAGGGGCUGCUAGUCCUGAAUGUCCUAAAGCCAUAGUGGAGGGUAUUAUUGAAGAAGAGGAGGAGGAGGAAGAGGAUGAGGAAGGGGGAGGCUCUGUUAACAAAAGGAAGAAAGAAGACGACACAGAGACAAAGAAGGAGCUCUUAUACACGUGGCGAAUUGAACUGGCGAAAACAGAAAAGUACUGGGAUGGCUGGUUCAGGGGUUUGUCUAACCUCUUCCUAAGCUGUCCAACUCCAAAGCUUUUGCUUUUAGCCGGUGUUGACAGGCUGGAUAAAGAUCUAACAAUUGGACAGAUGCAAGGGAAGUUUCAGAUGCAGGUCCUCCCACAGUGUGGCCAUGCAGUCCAUGAAGAUGCUCCAGACAAGGUUGCUGAAGCUGUUGCGACGUUCCUGAUCCGUCACAGGUUUACAGAGCCCAUCGGUGGAUUCCAGUGUGUGUUUCCUGCUUGUUAAUACCCUGGUGUUCUCCAGCACUAAGUUCUGUUGUAAAUAAACUGCACCAGAGGCCACUGUGAUGUAUCCAUAACCUUUCAUCUCUCCAGUUCAGCAGCAGUGAGAAGUUGGUGUGAGAUUCAUCCCCUAGAACUAGUUCUCCAGAAUGUGUAAAUGCUUAGGGACUUCCUUGCUGGGAAGCAGCUUGUACUGAAGACCAUGAAAAGCUCUUCAGGGCCCUGGAAGUGGGCUCCUCUCUGCUGCCACAAGGAAAGACCUCCUGAAAUCCCAAGUAGUCAGUCAUACCAAUCUGCAUCAAUUCUCAGGCUCUCUUGGACCCAACUGCAAAAGGGCCAUUGGCGGCUCAGAUCCACCGAGGGCAUUGCAGCAUAGCCAAAGGCUUCAGGAUUUCUCUGUGGAAUCGUCUAAUCGUCUUUGAAGUGCCCCUUACGUUUGUUUUUUAUAUGCACGUUUCUUUCCCCUGAAGCAGAUGAGGAAUUGGCUUCCUUGGGAGCUCAGGUUUCGUCUCACCGAUGCCAGCCUUGUGGGUUAAGCUGUGGGAAGAGCCUAGAUGCUAUUUUCCUGGGCAGAGUUGGAUGGGACUGUAAAGCAAAAAGGCAAGGGGAGACCAUGAGCUCUGUUUCUGCAUCUUGCGGCUUUCUUAGAAACCAGCCUGGAUAACUCCAUCUACUGCAGACACAUAACAGGCAGGGGACUUCGGGCCGACGUUUGUGGGGAAGACCUGAUGUCACAGCACUCUCAAAACUAGCCAGCUGCAACAAGGUCUUUUACCAUCACCUACCAAGUUAACUUCACUAAGUAGUUAGCACGCCUUGCCCCGGCACGGCCACCAAUCCCCCACAAGGUCUCAAAGGUCCAUCUACUUUUCAAGCUGUUCCUUCAUGCUCUUCUGGCCAGUCCCUCUGCUUCUCACCUCUGCUGCCUUCUCCUUGUCUCUCCUCAUCCAGGGCGCGCUCUCUCCUCCAGAUCUCUCUUCAUUGGCUACUCUUUUCUUUAGCUGCCCUCCUUAGAGCUAUUUAACCACUUAACAGAACCAGCCACAGCUACUUCGGCCAACCCCCGCCCCUGAAGCCAGCCCACAGCUGUAUAUUAUCAAUGCUAAUUAACGCAGCUUCAUUCCUCUACAACCCGAGACCAGCAGUAACAACGUGCUCAGCAGGCGGUUUGCCUGUUUUGGCCAUUCUCUGUCCCCGGAAUGUGUUUAUGCUUCCCUUCUUGUAGCUGCCACGUGCAACUGAACAGAGAUCAGCACCUUCGGGAUGAAAAAAUGCAAAACGUGCAGUAGAUAAAACCCUGGAGAGCUUGGAGUCAGUUCUGCUGAUGUCGAUGCAGAGAUGUGGGCAGCUGCCGCUGUGUUAUGCUCCCCCGGUACUGGAGGAAAGACCUUGUUUUCCCUGUUGUUUCCUAGAUCGUUUCACUGCCUGCCUUCCAGAUUUCCAUGUAAAUGCAGUAGUUACACAGUUUCUCUUCAGGGUUAAAUUAUCCACAGUUUGUCAGGUUGCUUUCACCUAAGAAUUACUCUUGAGCCUAAGAGCAGACACGUUCUGGAGCAGUUUUCCUCAAUAUUUUGCUGGUGGAUGUCUGAAAUCAUCAGGGGGGUUUGCCUUGUGUCCGUAACCCCCUCGAUGCCGUGCGAUGAAAGCGGUGGUCAGCGCCGUUUGGCUGAGGCAGAGUGCUGUCGUGUGCCUCUGCGCGUACGUCCUGUGAUGAGCUGUCGUGAAUUCUGGGCACGUGAGAGUUGCAGGUGAGGCCAAGGGAGACGGUGUGAAGAGCCGGCAAAGCCCGGUUUGACUUUGGCCUUUACCCCGACGCAGCCACUCGUCUCCCCUGACGCCUUCGCGUGCGAGCCCUGGACGCAGCAGUCACGGCCUUGCUCUGUGGCCCUUCCCUGUCCCAUCAGGGUGGGAAAUGCCUGAAUUAGAGACAAGAAAGCCGCGUUCCAGGGAGCUGUGCUCUCUCCUGGUACUUAGGCCAUCGGCAUUUGGGUGUUAAAAGAGCAAUUGCUGGCUCCCGGCGUUUCCCUCUGUAAGUUGCCACGUUCAUUAUUGCGUUACUUUACUGUGACCUCGAUGUCAUGUUCACCGCUGGUUUCGUUGCUGAUGGGUUAAAUGGAUCUUCAGUAGUUGAGAUGCAAAAUAGCACUUUCCCCAGACUGUAUCCUGAAGAUUGGCGAGAUUCUCAGUCCUUUCCAGGUGAUUCCUGUGUUCAAAUUGUUAGAGAUUAAAUAGUACAGUAUGUAUGUCCAGGGUCUCGCUUCACGGGUUCGUUAAGCAUGUGCCUGUUGUCGUACUCAUGAAUGAUCUCGGUAAAGUCACCUUCCUCCGUGCUGAAGUAACUUGGAGGAUCUGGCUCCGAGUGAUUCGUUGCGGUAACUCCUCAUGUGUGUCCCUCAUGUUAUCCCUUUCAUUUGCUUUUACAGUUUGUGAAAUCUUUAAAAACCAACCAAACAACAAAAAACAAACAAAACCCUCCGUGCAAAGCCAAUCAGUUUUGUGUUCUGUAGAAGCACCAGUGGAAAAUGAAUGACUGCUUCUGAAUCCUGUGGGCUCCCCCAGCAUUAUAUUUUGUUAACAUUUGAGAAGUGAGUGAAAAAAUAAAUAUUUCAAUAGCCAUUUUAAUGUGGCAUUGCUGCGUGCCAAGCUCUCGGUCCUGAUCUGCACCGCGUAGGUGGCUGUUCAGGGCCUCGUGUGGUGCUGGCUUCAAAAAAGGCGGACGGAGCAGCCGCGGGUGGGUGAGUGGAGGGGGAAUUCCUUCUGUCUCUGUCAAGCCGGGUACAUUUUUGAGGCUGUGCUUUUGUAGGACAAAUAUUCAUGCUCCUGUUGCAGUUUCUUCUCCCUUUUCAGGGAGCUGCUGGCAGAUAUAAAUGGUAUUUCGGUGAAGGGUAGCACAGACCAUGGUAAUAGUAACUGUGGAGAGAAGAAAUGUUCUCUUUGACUCAUGAAAAACGGGGGCGUCUAGAAAAUCCCCCCGUAAUUCCCAACUUUUCACUGCGUUUUUCCACAGCCUGCAGCAUUGUCCUGUCUCUGUAAAAGCAGAUAAACAGGGGGAGGCUGUCUAAAUUGAAAGGAUGCUGGCUUUAUGCUGGCGCUUUGGAUUAUUUAGAAAUCUCUCUUGCUUUUGUUCCAGUUGUUGGAUUGAGGAUCGGUGGAAACUUUCACAACGGAAAAUCCUAAGGCUUGGCAGGAAGCAGAAGAUGCAGUUUGGGAGGCCGGUGUGUUGCAGGAUUUGCUUAAGUUUUUCAAAUCAGCCCCAGGGAGGGUUUUGCCAGCUGCCAGAUUACACGCACCAGGCAAACCCAUCGGUGACCUGUAGAUGACAGGAGCACCGAGAGUGUUGGAACAAAGGUAUUCCCUGUAUUGCCGAAGCGAGUCAGUUUGGUUCGAACACAGCUCUUGCAAAUGCAGAGCUCGGCUGCGCGUGUUUGAGCCCGCACAGUUCCUCUGUGCUGGUGUUUUGGAAACACUGUUGGUGGCCGGGGCGAUUGCUGCCCGCAGACGCAGCCCGUCGGUGUGGCUGGACUGAGCUCGCUUUUCGUUCAAGCCUUGUCUUUUUGUGUCUUCGGUCUGCCCUGGCCCAGAUGUGAAGUGGGUGGGAGAUGAUACCGAAGCCAAUUAAAAACACUGAUGCUUAUUGUGACUGGAGGUCUCUUUCUGUGCAGCUGAGACACCCUCUAAAAAAGAAAAAAAUAGUAAAGAGUUAAAAAUCCCUGCAGUGAUACAGAGGACCUGGGGCUGUCCAGCUGCGUUUCUUCCCUCAGGCCAUGAUAGUGGGUUUUCAGAGAUGAUGCAGCUAUAGGGUUUGGUUUUUUCUUUUUUGUUUCCCCCCCUUUUGGAGAGGGAAGCAGCUGGUCAGCCCGGGAAAGCCCAUUCCAGCCCUGCUUUCCACCCCUUCGUGAUUUGAAAGGCAGAGCGCUGCAUUGCUUGGCAGCACAAAUUCCCACCCCCCCACACACCCAAAUCUGCUCUGGUGGUGGUGAAAUUGCUCCUGCCUGAUGACAGAGUGACUUCUGAACCGAGCUCACGGUCGGGGAGCUCGCAGAGGGAGUGGUGGUGUGAUGGAUCCCAUGGGUGAUGACACCAGCAGCCCAGUAACGCCAUGCUGGGGCAGUUCAGAGGGAGCCUCCUCGCUCAGGGCUGAGCGAUGGCCGGAGGGCAAAGCCGCUCCCCGGCUUCUCGCUCGCUUCGGUGAGACCAUCCCAGGACACCGAGAACUUUACCAGUGUGCUGCCGCGUUCAGCAGGCUCUUCGGUGAGCAGGGGGGCACUGGGUAGGAGAGAGCAAACAGCUUCGUGCUGAUAUCCUCUACCUCCUCAAAUCCAGCUCGGAUGGUUCUCCCCGCCUCCGUCUUUUAUCCUGGGUGGGGAAGGGACUGGGAAAAGAGAUGUUGGGAGGUGUCUGGCCAUCAGCCCUUCACUGCUUUCAACUGGUGCUUGACACUCCCGAAAGGCUAGACCUAGAUCUUCAGGUAAGGUCAAAAAAGUAGUUGAUGGGUUGCCAUUUCCAAGAAAACUCGGCCUGGGUGCUUCCUAACACCCGUCUCUGAGCCUGGCGUUCUGCUCCCAACCUGAAACCGCUGUUUGUGUUCCCCAAACCCGCUUCCCUGGGCUGUAUGGGCUCCCCGAUCCAUCCGGUACCGCCGUGCCCUCAGCACCUUGUCUGUAAGCAUCGGAGACCUGCAGGAUGCAGUGCCUGGGCGUUUGCUCCCAGCUCUGCUGUUGGGUGCUUUGCUGGUUUCCAGUCCCAGUCCGGUGCGGUGACCUCUUACCACGUGCUGCUGUUCCCAAAAGGAAAAUGUGUGUCUGUUGGUUCUCCGGAGCACGCGCUCUGUGUCCCGUGUCAGCCUCAUCCUCCUCGUGUCUCAUUCGGUGUCUGUUUCUCUCGCCCACCAAUAAAGCAUUUGUGCAAA